CUCGUAUGUCAGAUAAAGAUUAAACUCUUGUGAUUGAAGGAAAAGGGGCCUACAACUAUUUUAAAUCGUGUAGGUUUAAAUGAGUCACGAGGAGCCAGAUGCACUAAGUCUCAUCCGAAACAUCUUUUCGUUCACAAACACGCUUAACCAAAGUUUACGUGGGCUGCGCUAAUCUUUGCUCUCUCUCUCUCUCUCUCUCUCUCUCUAAGAACGUGGCCGGGCUCCUCCUCUUUAUGAUAAUGUGACAGUAGCAUCUCCGGCUCGGAGACAAACCUCCUUUCAUUCUGUUUCAACUAUGUGAUGUGUUUUUCCACGCACGGACCCCGGCUCCUCUCCUUCUUCUUUCUCACCCCCUUCUCCUCCUCGACUCGCUCGAUGCGCACGUCCCUCCCUCCGAUCAGCUGCGUCUGUUUGCCCAAGUUUCCUUCUCACACAGUUGACUCUGAACUUUACUUUUUUUUUUUUGACAUCUGAUUUCCGAGCAUGACCACCAUGGCGACCCCGGCCGCUCCGCUCGGGCACCACCCGGCGCCGAGUUCCGCCUCUCCGGCCGCCAACUCCCCGCCGCCCGCCGCCGCCUCCGCGGCGUCGUCCCCGGCGCCACCGGCCGCGCACCCGGCGCUGCUGCAUCCGUUCCGCGCGGACCUGCUGCUGCCGAACGGCGCGCCGCUCAGGAGCGCGGCGGCGCCGGCGGCGCCCGGCGGCGGCGCCAAGCCCGUGUACGCCACGCCGUCGCCCGUGGAGAGCACGCCGCAGAACAACGAGUGCAAACUGGUGGAGGUGAAAGGUGCGAAGCUCGCCUCGUUCACGGUGAAGGACGCGGAGCUCAUCUGCCUCCCGCAGGCGUUCGACGUGUUCCUCAAGCACCUGGUCGGCGGGCUGCACACCGUGUACACCAAGCUGAAGCGGCUGGACAUUACGCCGGUGGUGUGCAACGUGGAGCAGGUGCGCGUGCUGCGGGGGCUCGGGGCGAUCCAGCCCGGCGUGAACCGGUGCAAGCUCAUAUCCCGGCAGGACUUCGAGACGCUGUAUAACGACUGUACCAACGCAAGUUCGAGACCUGGACGACCGCCCAAGAGACUGCAGAGUGUGACAGAGGGCGGGACUCACCACAUGCUGUCCCACAGUGGUCUGAUGCACGCUGGGAUCAUGCCUCCUGCAGAUCUGUCUGCACUGGCCAAAAAGAUCAAGCUGGAGGCGAUGGCCGGUUACCACAGCAACCAACAACACGGCAGGCCAAAUGGGGAGAACGGCGACCACAACCCUGGCCUGGUUCUGGACCAGUUGCCCUUCAUGAUGAUGUCACAUCCUCUGAUACCUGCCAGCCUGGCGCCGGCCUCCGUUUCCAUGGCGAUGGGCCAGAUGAACCGCCUGAGCACGCUGGCCAGCCUCGCCAACGUGGCCCAGCUCCACGCCGCCAGCCCCCCCGCCAGGGCCCCCGCCUCUGUCAUUAAGGAACGGGUCCACGACAGCCCCUCACCUUCACCGUCGCUGGAGGAGGCGCCGCCGUCCUCCAACCACAGCAGCAGCGUGUCAAGUUCCCCGUCUCACCCGGAAAACACACACCCAGCUCAUGACGGCCUGUCGAGUCACAGUGUGCUGGGACAUUCCCCGGCUGUGGGACAGGGGGCUCGAGAAACAGAUGUGGCCUCGGUGGAAUUCAGCAAGGAGAACAAGAGGAGCCUCUCUGACAGAGAUAACAGCACCUUGGCCUCUCAGACAACCAGGGAGAGCUGUGAUAGACAAGUCUACCAGAAACCCCCGUCAAGCAGGGAGGCCUGUGAAAGAGUAUCUUACCCUGCGGGACAGAAGCUCCCAGCAGGUCUCCACCACACUCCCUUCAUCUUCCCGGAAGGCUUGUCCUCCAUAGAGACCCUCCUCACUAACAUCCAGCAGGGUCUGCUGAGGGUUGCCAUAGAGAACGCGCGGGCGCAGGAGAAACAGGACCAGCUGGAGAGGACGGAGCUGAAGAUGGAGCUCGUCCGGGAGAGGGAGCUGCGGGAGACUUUGGAGAGACAACUGAGCAUGGAGCAUAAAAACAGAGUUCUGAUCCAGAAGCGUCUAAAAAAGGAGAAGAGGAGUAAGAGGAGGCUACAGGAAGCGCUGGAGGAGGAGGUCAAGCUUCGCGAUCAGGCCGAGCACAGCCUGCUUCACACUGGCCAUCAAUCAUCAGCAGCCCUUCCUCACAGCGAAGCCGUGACCCCGGACGCAGACGGGAGCAAGCACGACGACAACAGGCCGGACACCAAGGCGACGGUACACGAGGGCAGAGUGUUCCUGCAGACCAGCGGGCUGUACUGAAGACAGAGUGGAGGGAUGAAUGCGUGGAUGGAUGAAUGGGUGAAUGGACGGAUGAAAGGGUGGGUGCGAGGAGAGCGACGGAGAACCCUCACGUUCGAGAAAUACAAUCAACAGGCAUGUUCAGUUACGGUGGCGUCUGAGAUCCACACCUCAGCCUCAGAAGGACCCCCCCCCCCUCGUUUCCACUGUUGUUUAAUUUAUUGCAUUUAUCACCGAAGCUCAGCCCCGCUGGGAGCAGGACCGAAGUCCGAUGAUGUGUUUUGACUGUGUUUCUUUCAAUCAAGGUUUUUAGAUUCUAGACGACGACCAUAGUUGUUUUUUGUCAGUGCUGUUUUUCAGGACAAAGGUGAUGAAUAUAACUUGUAACAGAGUUGUGUACAUAUAUAUAGUCAUCAUUUUUGUUAUUGCUAUCAAACACAUAAUGGCAUGUUGUACAGUCAGUAAAUGACUUGUAUUGUGUAUGUUAUGCGGUAGUGCAGUUUGAAAAUACAAACAAUACAAACACUUUUUACGAA
Molecule: messenger RNA, 2816 nt
Organism: Betta splendens (Siamese fighting fish)
Lineage: Eukaryota; Metazoa; Chordata; Actinopteri; Anabantiformes; Osphronemidae
Gene: dachc
Product: dachshund c
Exons: 11
Coding region: 484-2301 (605 amino acids)
Source: RefSeq, a predicted model, not a curated record